AUGAACUCCAUUUUAUCACAUCUCCAUUCAAAGUAUGCAGCAAAGACCUGGAAUGAGACUUUCCAGCUAGUGAGAAGAUGCAUGGACAAACCCAGAGAUGACGGCAAACCCUGUCAGCCGCUACUUCGAGCUCUGGAAAGGCUCCAAGAGGUGUUUACCGCGUCUUCUGUGAAUGUCACAAGAUCUUAUUUGGAGGUGGCGGCCGAACAACGAGGACUGGGUUUCCACGUUACGGAGGCUACGUGCUACCUGACGGCCGACCUCUUCUACCUGGAGGUGACUUUGCUGCCGUGUGGCGGCGUGGAAGACAUCAAAGUGGCACCGCACGGAGGAGACCCGGUUAGUUGCGAUUCCCUCCUGCAGCCUCUCAGGUCGAAAAACUUUGCAGACUUCUCCACUAAACUCCGAGACCUCGUCAGCCAGUACGACAUCCCCGGAGACAAUGACACGAAAUUCAAACUAUUCACAGCUCUACAACAUCUCUGGAAAGACUUGCGAGCCAUGUCCCAUUUACCCAGGGUUGGAAAAGACGGCAAGCAAAAAAUGGACUCAAUUAAUGACGGCUUGCUCGGUUGCUUAGUGGCCGAAAAAGCAGAUUAUCCUUUGACCAUCCACUUCUACUUGGUCCCAAGCGGCGAAGAGAAUAGAGCCCACGGUGCUCAUUUAGCAGACAGUCAGUCAGCCCGGGUGACUGUGGGCGCCAGUCAUGUGACGCAAAAACUCCAAAUGGCCUCAGUUUUCCAGUUACCUCUACAACUGGACCUGCAAGGUUUUCCCAUGUUGGACCCGCCGAAUGAAGAGUUUCCCGCCUGCUUUGUGCUUCGCUUGCAGCCGUCCAUACCUGUGAUGAAGUCUUUCCUUGAUAAGAUCCACCACAUUACAGAAGUUGUAGUAACGGCCACUGACCUGCAGUGGGGGUCAUUUCCUAAACUUCUGUUGAAAGGCUCAAAAAGUGAGCGUGGCGGCUUCUCCGCUCUGGCUCUCCCCCCGCAAACCUUCGUGUUUCCCGAAGAGGCGUGGAAAGGGCCCUCUCACGCGGGGACGCUGACGGACGCCGUCCCUUUCAGGCAGGCCGCUCACGUGCCGCGAAUCGUGGAGGUACUGCGGCAUCAGUGUGCCAUCAACGCCUUGUUGAAGAGCUGCGCCGACCAAGCUGCAGGUAUGAGGAUGGGCGGUUAAUCUCCUUGAAGGAGCUCAACUGCUUCAGUUUCAGAUCAACAGCAACUUUUUGAAGUACGUCCAGAGAGUGACACCAGCUUUUCUGUGACUUUCCAGCCACCAAAUACGGACUCCCUUGCUGUUUUACUUGUGAGCGUUCCAAAUUCACAUCAGCUCACGUGCCAAUUAUACGGCGUGGGGACGGACGAUUCCUCCCUUGAGGAGCACGUUUCCGGCAUCAUUGAGCGGUGCAUGUCUAUCCCGCUGGCCGUCCAAGCAUUGUACAGAAAGUUGAAGCCUCCCGCUGACCUUUGA
Nerophis lumbriciformis (worm pipefish) is the source of this 1473-nucleotide messenger RNA. NCBI's taxonomy places the organism in Eukaryota, Metazoa, Chordata, Actinopteri, Syngnathiformes, Syngnathidae. The record is from RefSeq and is a predicted model, not a curated record.